Molecule: messenger RNA, 3360 nt
Organism: Grus americana (Whooping crane)
Lineage: Eukaryota; Metazoa; Chordata; Aves; Gruiformes; Gruidae
Gene: ZNF865
Product: zinc finger protein 865
Exons: 2
Coding region: 182-3220 (1012 amino acids)
Biological process (GO): regulation of transcription by RNA polymerase II
Cellular component (GO): nucleus
Molecular function (GO): DNA-binding transcription activator activity, RNA polymerase II-specific; RNA polymerase II cis-regulatory region sequence-specific DNA binding
Source: RefSeq, a predicted model, not a curated record
CGGUGGGGGAGGCGCCUCCGGCCAGGCCCGGCCCGUCCGUGCGGGGCUCCAGGGCGGCCCCGGCCCCCCCCCAGCCCCGGACACACACACACACCCCCACCCACCCCCCACACCCCCCCCGGCCCCGGACGGACGGGCCUGGUUCACCCCCAGGUUGAACCCCCCCCAUCCCCGGGCGGAGAUGGAAGCCAACGUCAGCGACGAGAGCGUCCACUUCCAGAGCUACCCCUUCGACUUCCUCGAGUUCCUCAACCACCAGCGCUUCGAGCCCAUGGAGCCCUACAGCCACGAGCACCCCAAAACCCUGCCCGCCCUCCCCUGCCCCCAGCCCCCCUUCGACUACCCCCCCCCGCCCGGCGGCCCCCCCUUCGACCGCCUCCCCCCAACCAAGCACAAGGACUUCAAGGCCGAAGGUGGCGGCAGCACCUCGUCUUCCUCCUCCUCCUCCUCUUCCUCCUCCUCCUCUUCCUCCUCCCAGCCGAAAAAGGCGGAGGGCAGCGUGGGGGUGCAAACGGGGGCCCCCCCGUACCCCAGCCCGGCCGUGCCCCCCCCGCCCCAACCAAUUUUUGAGGCCGCCGGCGCCUUCAACGCGCCCCAGUGGGGCAUCGUCGACCUCUCCAGCCACCAGCACCUCUUCGGGGGGCUGAAACGGGGCGGGACGGUGACGGUGGCGACGGGAACGGUGACGGCGGGGACCCCGACGGCCCCCCCGGCCCCCCCGGAAGCGACGUUAAAAGAAGAGAAGAAUUAUUUCCGCCGGCUGAAGUAUUUCAUGGAGCGGCGUUUCCCCUGCGGCGUGUGCCAGAAGUCCUUCAAGCAGUCGUCCCACUUGGUGCAGCACAUGCUGGUGCACAGCGGCGAGCGGCCGUACGAGUGCGGCACCUGCGGCCGCACCUACAACCACGUCUCCAGCCUCAUCCGCCACCGACGCUGCCACAAGGAAACAGCCGAGGACGGCGGCGGUAGCGCCGGUGUCACCCCCUCGGUGGUGGCCACCACCUCCGGGAUCGUGCCGGCGCCCAACGGAGCCGGCGUGGUCUUACCGGCGCCCAACGGGAUCAACCCGUUGGCGAGCGGGGUCCACGCGCCGCCCAACGGGGUCAACCUGGCGGCAAGCGGGGUCAACGCGCCGCCCAACGGGGUCAACGCGCCGCCCAACGGGGUCAACGCGACGUUGAGCGGCGUCAUCCCGACCCCCGGCGGGGUCAUCCCGACCCCCGGCGGGGUCAUCCUGGCGCCCGGCGGGGUCAUCCCGACGCCCGGCGGGGUCACUUUGGCGCCCGGCGGUGCCGCCGCCGCCGCCCCGGCACCCAGCGGUGCCGCUCCGGACGGUCCCUUCACCUGUUCGCUGUGCUGGAAGGUCUUCAAGAAGCCGAGUCACCUCCACCAGCACCAGAUCAUCCACACCGGCGAGAAGCCCUUCAGCUGCUCGGUGUGCGCCAAGAGCUUCAACCGGCGCGAGAGCCUCACCCGCCACGUCAAGACGCACUCGGGGCUGUUGCGGGUGCCCUGCGCCAUCUGCGGGAAGGAGUUUCGGGAUCCGGCGUACCUCCUGCGGCACCAAGCCGCCCACAGCGGCCAACGCCCCGACUACAAGUGCGAGGUCUGCGGCAAAGCCUACGCCGCCCCGCAGAGCCUGCUGCGGCACCGACAGGUCCACGCCGGACCCAAAGCCGGCGCGGCAUCGGCGGCGGUGGCAGCGGCGUACCCCGGCGUCCCCAAGGGAACGGCGGCCUCGGUGGUGUCGGUGUUCCCCGGUGCUUACGCGACGCUGGAGGGGGAGGCGAAGGCGGGCGACGGCGCCGCCACCGCCGCUGCCGCCGCCGCCGCGGGCUUCUUGUCCCCCCCGCCACCGCCGCCGCCAGCCGCGUUGCUGACGCCGGGGAAGAGUUUCGGCUGCGGCAUCUGCGGGCGGGCGUUCGGCCGUCGGGAGACGCUGAAGCGGCACGAGCGGAUCCACACCGGGGAGAAGCCGCACCAGUGCGCCGUCUGCGGCAAGCGUUUCCGCGAGUCCUUCCACCUCAGCAAGCACCACGUGGUGCACACCCGCGAGCGGCCCUACAAGUGCGAGCUUUGCGGCAAAGCUUUCGGUUACCCCCAGAGCCUGACCCGGCACAAGCAGAUCCACCGGCUGCCGUUACCCUGCGGUUUAGGGGGUGCCGGGACCCCCCCCGAGGGAUUGAGCUACGGCUGCGGCGAAUGCGGCGAGCGUUUCCCCGACCUCUUCCGCGCCGUCAACCACAAGGAAGCCCACGCCGGGGAGAAACCCUACAGCUGCGACGCCUGCGGCAAAGCUUUCGGCUUCAUCGAGAACCUGAUGUGGCACAAGCUGGUUCACCAAGCCGCCCCCGAGCGGCUGCUGCCCGAGGGGGGGCCGCCGGCCGAGAGCGGGCUGCAGCCCCCCGAGGAGCACCCGGUAGUGCCGAGCGGCGAGCGCUUCACCUGCGGCACCUGCGGGCAGAGCUUCAAGCAUUUUUUGGGGCUGGUGACCCACAAAUACGUCCACCUGGUCCGGCGGACGUUGGCCUGCGGCGUCUGCGGGCAGAAUUUCGCCGGCGCCUACGACCUCCUGCUUCACCGGCGCCGUCACCUGCAGAAACGCCAUUUCGGUUGUUCGGUUUGCGGGAAGCGGUUUUGGGAAGCGGCGUUGCUGAUGCGGCACCAACGUUGCCACACCGAGGAGCGGCCUUACCGCUGCGCCGUCUGCGGCCGGGGUUUCCUGCGCUCCUGGUACCUGCGGCAGCACAAGGUCGUGCACACCGGCGAACGCGCCUACAAAUGCGCUCUCUGCAACAAACGCUUCGCCCAAUCCUCCAGCCUGGCCGAACACCAACGCCUCCACGUCGUCGCCCGCCCUCAACGUUGCCAAACCUGCGGCAAGACCUUCCGUUACCGUUCCAACCUCUUGGAACACCGACGCGUUCACCUGGGAGAAAAAGUUUACCGCUGCGAGCUUUGCGGCAAGAGUUUCUUCUACCUGUCCUCCAUCCUGCGGCACCAGCGCUCCCACGACGCCCGCCGCGACCUCCGCUGCUCCGCCUGCCUCAAGCUCUUCAAGGACCCCAAAUAUUUCAGCAAACACCUCCAGACCCACCAGGGCGGGCGACCCUUCAAGUGCAGCACCUGCGGCGAAGCUUUCCGGAACACCUACGGCCUCAAGAAACACCGGCACGGCCACAAACUCGAGCGCCUGGCCGCCCUGGCGAACAAGGACGCCUGAGGACGGGACGCGGCGGCGGCGGCGACGCGGGUUGCGGCGGUACCGUCGCGACGCGGAACGUCAACGGCGGGCGCAGCUCGGCGCGGCGUAAAACGGGCGCGUGGAUACAAGGCCGGGGCACGGGGAGACCCCCCCCACUU